This is a messenger RNA of Dermatophagoides pteronyssinus (European house dust mite), 563 nucleotides long. RefSeq lists its product as uncharacterized. The record is from RefSeq and is a predicted model, not a curated record. NCBI's taxonomy places the organism in Eukaryota, Metazoa, Arthropoda, Arachnida, Sarcoptiformes, Pyroglyphidae.
UGAUGUUCAUCAUUCUCGAGUACAAUCGAUUGCUUUAAAGUUUUUUUAAUUUGUGUUUUCUGUUUGUUCGCUUUCGUUGAAAGAAUACCCGAUUAAGAAUGAAUCCAAAUCGGUUAAGAUUAACCACCAAACAAUUAUCAUCAUCGACAACAACAAUAACCUUGGCCAUGACAAUAAUAUUAAUAUUAAUAAUGAAUCAAAUUCAACCAAAUUAUGCUGGACCAUUAGCUGAAAUGCAAGCAUUUCGUUUAGGACAAAGUCUUACACGUCAACCGAUUACUAUUUGGCGUCGUGUAUUCUAUCCGUUUCCGGUAAAUGUUGUUGAAAAGAAAUAUGUUCCGGUAAAGAUACCGAUACCUGUUUAUGUAAAACCACCACCACCAUCACCACCAUCGUAUCAACCAUCAUCAUCAUCAUCAUCGUAUUUAUCAUAUGCGACAUAUCCAUAUAAUCAUUAUAAUAGUAAAACUUAUUCAUCACAAUUAAAUCAACAACAACAACAACAACAAUAUCAAUAUCAACGACAAUAUCCACAUCAAGAUCAACAAUAUCAAUCAUCAAAU